Messenger RNA from Nycticebus coucang (slow loris), 1954 nucleotides. RefSeq names its product sulfide quinone oxidoreductase (gene SQOR). The transcript is spliced from 10 exons. Gene Ontology annotation, molecular function: sulfide:quinone oxidoreductase activity; FAD binding. Gene Ontology annotation, cellular component: mitochondrion. The record is from RefSeq and is a predicted model, not a curated record. NCBI's taxonomy places the organism in Eukaryota, Metazoa, Chordata, Mammalia, Primates, Lorisidae. Bases 353 to 1705 code for a protein of 450 amino acids.
AGAGGCCAAUGUGCCCCGCCCGCCAGGCCACCCCGCGGGCAGCUCCCUGGGUACUUCGUGGGCCUGCGGAAGCCCUGUUAGUGCUCUGUCCUCCAGCAGCACUCAGAGCCCCAGUGCAGCCUGCGCUGGGUAUGGUGCCCGGCUGCCGCGCAGGGCGGGGCAGUGGCGAGACCUUUCCGGACCUUUCCUGGGGGGAGCUUCGCUCUCCCCGCCUACAGCCUCUGCCUGGAGGGCGCGGAGGGCGGGCGUGUCCCCAGCACAGGCCUUGAGCCCCAGAAGGGAUCGGCUGUUUUUGCUGCUCCAAAGCAGUGGCGGGAGGCUGCGCUCACCCCUGGCCUGAUCCUGCCUGACGAUGUCCCCGCUGGUCGCCUUGGUGUCAGGGCCCCGCGCCCGGCUGUUUGCCUGCUUCCUCAGGCUGGGCUCUCAGCAGGCCAGCCCCCUUCAGCUGCACACUGGGUCCAGCUGCUCAGUCAGGAACUACUAUGAGGUGCUGGUGCUGGGAGGGGGUAGUGGUGGGAUCACCAUGGCCUCCCGUGUGAAGAGGAAGGUGGGUGCGGAGAACGUGGCCAUUGUUGAGCCCAGUGAGAGACAUUUCUAUCAGCCAAUCUGGACGCUGGUGGGUGCUGGUGCCAAACCGCUGUCCUUAUCUGGUCGUCCCACAGCGAGUGUGAUUCCGUCUGGUGUAGAAUGGAUCAAAGAUAGAGUGGUUGAGCUGAACCCAGACAAGAACUGCAUCUACACAGACAGCAGCAAGCAGAUCUCCUACAAAUAUCUUAUUAUUGCUCUUGGAAUCCAGUUGGACUAUGAGAAGAUUAAAGGCCUGCCUGAAGGUUUUGCUCAUCCCAAAAUAGGGUCUAAUUAUUCAGUGAAGACUGUAGAGAAGACGUGGAGAGCUCUGCAGGACUUCAAGGAGGGCAAUGCCGUGUUUACCUUCCCAAAUACUCCUGUGAAGUGUGCUGGUGCCCCCCAGAAGAUCAUGUAUUUAUCGGAAGCCCAUUUCAGGAAGACGGGGAAGCGAUCUAAGGCCAAUGUCAUUUUCAACACUUCUCUUGGAGCAAUUUUUGGGGUUAAGAAGUAUGCAGAUGCCCUUCAGGAGAUCAUCGAAGAGAGGAACAUCACUGUUAACUACAAGCAAAACCUCAUUGAAGUCCGAGCCGAUAAACAAGAGGCUGUUUUUGAGAACCUGGAUAAACCUGGAGAAACCCAAGUGAUUUCAUAUGAAAUGCUUCAUGUCACACCACCGAUGAGUCCACCAGAUGUCCUCAAGACCAGUGCUGUGGCUGAUGCUGCUGGCUGGGUAGACGUGGAUAAAGAAACUCUUCAGCACAAAAGGUACCCAAACGUGUUUGGGAUUGGGGACUGCACCAACCUUCCCACAUCAAAGACCGCUGCUGCAGUCGCUGCCCAGUCAGGGAUACUUGAUAGAACAAUUUCUCUGAUUAUGAAGAAUCAGACACCAGUGAAGAAGUAUGAUGGCUACACAUCGUGUCCACUGGUGACCGGCUACAACCGUGUGAUUCUUGCAGAGUUUGACUACAAAGCUCAGCCACUAGAGACCUUCCCCUUUGAUCAGAGCAAAGAGCGACUUUCCAUGUACCUCAUGAAAGCUGACCUGAUGCCUUUCCUGUACUGGAAUAUGAUGCUAAGGGGUUAUUGGGGAGGACCAGCCUUUCUGCGGAAAUUGUUUCAUCUGGGUAUGAGUUAAGGAUGGCUCAGCUCUUGCUCAUCUUGGAUGGCUUCUGGAUCAAAAUUAUAGUCACAGAAUGACCAAGAGGAAUACAAAAGACUUGCAACCUAAGCCUGUAAAGAGUUUCUUGCUGGAUAAUGGUGACCGAAUGCCUGUCUUCAGUACUUUGAAGAGCCACCACAUGGGCUGCCCAGGAUGGCUAGAUUCUUUGAAAAUAUUGAAAUGAAAGAACAGACUUUUAUUUUCUAAAUAAAAGUUUUUCAUUGA